Molecule: messenger RNA, 219 nt
Organism: Acanthisitta chloris (rifleman)
Lineage: Eukaryota; Metazoa; Chordata; Aves; Passeriformes; Acanthisittidae
Gene: PYURF
Product: PIGY upstream reading frame
Exons: 2
Source: RefSeq, a predicted model, not a curated record
GGAUCGGGAUCGGGACCGGUGCGGCCGGAGCCUUCGCUGCUGCGGUUCCUGGUGUGCCCGCUUUCCAGGCGGCCGCUGAGGUACGAAGAAGCUACCAACGAGCUCAUUAACGAGGAGCUGGGCAUUGCGUACCCCAUCAUCGACGGCAUCCCGAACAUGAUUCCGCAGGUGGCCAGGAUGACGCAGAAGGCCCCAGCCGAGGGCUCGGAGCAGCCCUGA